Molecule: messenger RNA, 3985 nt
Organism: Antechinus flavipes (yellow-footed antechinus)
Lineage: Eukaryota; Metazoa; Chordata; Mammalia; Dasyuromorphia; Dasyuridae
Gene: HIF1A
Product: hypoxia inducible factor 1 subunit alpha
Exons: 15
Coding region: 401-2842 (813 amino acids)
Biological process (GO): regulation of transcription by RNA polymerase II; cellular response to hypoxia
Cellular component (GO): nucleus
Molecular function (GO): protein dimerization activity; RNA polymerase II transcription regulatory region sequence-specific DNA binding; DNA-binding transcription factor activity, RNA polymerase II-specific
Source: RefSeq, a predicted model, not a curated record
CUCUUCCCCCGCCCCCUUCAGCCUCCGGUCCUCCCUCAGCCUCCGCCUCCCGAAUUUCAGUGCAGCCUCUGUGGAAAGAGGAGGGAAGCAGAGAAUCGGCGCUGGUACGCGCCUGACCAGGCCGCGGUGACAGAAACUGAAGACAGAAAGCCAGACUCAUACUCCUAGGAUUUUGUGAACUCUCCCUUCUUCCGGAUCGCUUUGGGUUCUUUUAUUUUUGGAGGGGGAACGUGGUUGUGGUGGAGUCGGGGACCGCGUGUGUCCUUCCCCUCUUUAACCGCCGCCUCAGAAUUGCCUCUCCAUCUCUCUUCAUUCUCUUUUUGCCUCGUGUCUGAGGAGCCGGAGCUUAAACCGGAGCGGACCCAGCGGAGGAAGCGCCUGGUGGCAGGGGCGCUUAGCCAUGGAGGGCGGCGAGGGUGCGAACGACAAGAAAAAGAUUAGCUCUGAACGCAGAAAGGAGAAGUCUCGAGAUGCAGCCAGAUGUCGUAGAAGUAAGGAGUCCGAAGUUUUCUAUGAACUUGCCCACCAGUUGCCACUUCCUCAUAAUGUGAGCUCACAUCUUGAUAAGGCUUCUGUCAUGAGACUUACCAUCAGUUAUUUGAGAAUGAGAAAACUUCUAGAUGCUGGUGAUCUGGAAGCUGAAGCUGAAAUGGAAGCACAGUUAAACUGCUUUUAUUUGAAAGCCCUAGAUGGUUUUGUUAUGGUUCUCACAGAAGAUGGUGACAUGAUUUAUAUGUCUGAAAAUGUGAACAAAUGUAUGGGAUUAACUCAGUUUGAACUAACUGGACACAGUGUAUUUGAUUUUACACAUCCAUGUGACCAUGAGGAACUAAGAGAAAUGCUUAUACACAGAAAUGGUCCUGUGAAAAAAGGCAAAGAACAAAACACAGAACGUAGCUUUUUCCUAAGAAUGAAGUGUACCCUAACUAGUCGGGGACGAACUAUGAACAUAAAGUCUGCUACAUGGAAGGUACUUCAUUGUACUGGUCACAUUCGUGUGUAUGAUACCUGCAAUAACCAGUCUCAGUGUGGUUAUAAGAAACCACCUAUGACCUGUUUGAUAUUGAUUUGUGAACCCAUUCCUCAUCCAUCAAAUAUUGAAGUUCCUUUGGAUAGCAAAACAUUUCUCAGUCGCCACAGCCUGGAUAUGAAGUUUUCAUAUUGUGAUGAAAGAAUCACAGAGCUAAUGGGAUAUGAACCAGAGGAACUUUUAGGUCGCUCAAUUUAUGAAUAUUACCAUGCUUUAGACUCAGAUCAUCUAACCAAAACGCAUCAUGAUAUGUUUACUAAAGGACAAGUCACUACAGGACAAUAUAGAAUGCUUGCCAAACGAGGUGGUUAUGUCUGGGUUGAAACUCAAGCAACUGUGAUUUACAACACUAAAAAUUCCCAACCACAGUGUAUAGUGUGUGUAAAUUAUGUUGUAAGUGGUAUUGUUCAGCACGACUUGAUUUUUUCCCUUGGACAAACAGAAUGUAUGCUAAAACCAGUGGAAACAGUUGAUAUGAAAAUAACUCGGUUAUUGACCAAGGUUGAAACAGAAGUAUGCAGCCUUUUUGAUCAACUUAAGAAAGAACCAGAUGCUUUAACUUUAUUAGCCCCAGCUGCUGGAGAUACUAUCAUAUCUUUGGACUUUGACAAUAAUGAAGCAGAUGAGCAACAACUUGAAGUUCCAUUAUACAAUGAUGUCAUGCUUCCCUCAUCUAGUGAGAAAUUACAGAAUAUAAACUUGGCAAUGUCCCCACUACCCACCACUGAAACUACAAAACCUCUCCGUAGCAGUGCUGACCCUGCUCUCAAUCAAGAAGUUGCACUGAAAUUAGAACCAAAUCCAGAACCACUGGAACUUUCUUUUACCAUGCCUCAAAUACAAGAUCGUCCAGCUAGUCCUUCUGAUGCAAGCACAAGACAAAGUUCACCUGAGCCUAGCAGUUCCAGUGAAUAUUGUUUUGAUGUGGAUAAUGAUAUGGCUAACGAAUUCAAGUUGGAAUUAGUAGAGAAACUUUUUGCAGAAGACACAGAAGCAAAGAAUCCUUUUUCUACUCAGGACACUGAUUUAGACUUGGAAAUGUUAGCUCCUUAUAUCCCAAUGGAUGAUGACUUUCAGUUGCGUUCCUUUGAUCAACUUUCACCAUUAGAGAAUACUUCUACGAAUUCUCAGAGUGUGAGCACCCUUAACAUUUUUCAGCAGUCUCAAACACAAGAACCCACUACCAGCGAUGAAGUUAAAACAGUGAAAAUAGAAGGUACAGAUGACAAUAAAAUAUUGAUUGGUUCUCCAUAUUCUGUUUACGUAAUUAAUGAAACUGCCAGUGCCCCAGCAUCACCAAAUGAUGAGAAUCGAAAUCGGACAGUCUCUCCUGACAGAGCAGAAAAAGAAGUAAUAGAACAAAUGGAGAAAUCUCAUCCAAGAAGUCCUAAUCUGCUAUCUGUCGCUUUGAGUCAAAGAACUACUGCUAUAGAUGAGGAGCUUAAUCCAAAGAUAUUAGCUUUGCAGAAUUCUCAGAGAAAAAGGAAAAUGGAACAUGAAGGUUCACUUUUUCAAGCAGUAGGAAUUGGAUCGUUACAUCAUUGCCAGGAUCCAGAUGAUCCUGGAACUACUAUAUCUCUUUCUUGGAAACGUGUAAAAGGAUGCAAACCUAGUGAACAGAAUGGAGUAGAGCAAAAGACAGUCAUCUUAAUACCCUCUGAUUUAGUAAGCAGACUCUUGGGCCCAUCAUUGGAUGACAGUGGACUACCACAACUAACCAGUUAUGAUUGUGAAGUUAAUGUUCCUAUACAAGGAAAUAGAAACCUACUGCAAGGUGAAGAAUUACAGAGAGCUUUGGAUCAACUUAACUGAGCUUUUCACAAUUCUCAUUCCUUUUGGACACUGGUGAAUCAUCACCUAAAGCAGUCUAUUUAUAUUUUCUAUAUCUGAUUUUAGAAGCCUGGCUACAAUACUGCACAAAUUCAGUUAGUUCAGUUUUGGUCCCCUUUCUACUUUACUUUAAUGUCUUUAAUAUGUUCUUUAAUGGAUCAGAAACAGUGAGUUUUAUAAUUCUUUGGUAUUUAAACCAUAUAGUACACUAUCCUAGCAAUGUUAAAAUAUGCACCUUUUUAUUUAUUUAUUUUUGGCUAGGGAAUUUGUCCCUUGUUGAAUUCUUAUUAAUGAAAUGCCAGUAUAGUUAAUCUGGCACUAGCUUUCAUCAUGAUCAUAGGCAGUUGAAAAAUUUUUACAGUUUUACUCAAUUUUUCAUAAACAAUAAUGCUUUUACCAGCAGUACGUCGUAGCCACAAUCGCACAAUAUAUUUUCUUAAAAAAAAAAUACCAGCAGUUCCUCAUGCAAUAUAUUCUGCAUUUAUAAGACUAGUUUUUAAGAAAAUUUUUUGUUUGCCUAUGAAGUUGUCAAAUCUGGAGUAUGUCAUUGUUGGUCAUAUAAUAAUGGUUAUUAAAUGCUGUAUAGCUUAUGAUUAAAAGGAGUGAAGCUAUUUACAUGGUAUAGAAGAACAGGGGUUUUAUCUGGAAAAUCCUAGCAGCAUUUAUUUGGACAAAUUCUCUUCACUUAGAGAUGUCUGUAGUCACUGCCAGUUCAAAAGACAACAAAACCCUACCUGUAGUUGUGCAAGUUUAUGCUAAUAUUGUGUUACAGAUAUUAAAUCUAAAUGUUCUGCUUACCCUGUGUGGCAUAGGUGAUAUUAUAAGCAGAUUGUAUAAAUAAACAAUAAAUCAUGCGUUGUUAGCAAAGUUGCUCAAUAUUUGACAUUUUGGUUUCAUGCACUUUGUCGCUAUUAACAUCUUCAUGUUUUUAUAUAGAUUUCAAUAAUUGAAUAUAUUUUUAGAAACCUUAUUUUAGGAAUAUAUAGUUGUCACAUUAAAUACCUUGUUUUUCUAUGGGUAUUGUACAAAUUUUUCAUUUCCUUAUUCUUUUUGUUGUUUGUGGUUGGAUCCUAACACUAACUGUAUUGUUUUUGUUACAUCAAUAAACAUUUUAUGUGGACCAGG